AUGUCUGAAAAAGUAUCAGCACUUUCAUUUAUAGCCCAAAGCUUAUUAGGCUAUAGCUUUCCUCCUACAAUUUAUGAUACACUUGCAGCAGGAUCGUCAAAAAGUUUAUUAAAAUCAGCCCAGGCUCUUGAAAAUGAAAACGUCAUCCUCAAUCAAAAUUUAAAAUUUGUUCUUUCAGAACUUAAAAUCCUCAACCAAUCAAAAUACGAGGAAAUCACCAAGGUACUUGAUAGCAAUACAUAUGGCAAAUCGCAAAAAAACCCAAAAAUUACAAGAGAAAGUAUUUUGCCUACUAACUUAUAUGACCUUGCAUUACAAAAAUUUGAAAUUGAGCCUAUUCAAGCCACAAAUCCAGCUAACGAUAAAGAAUUUUGCAAAGUUUACCUAUAUAAUAAUAAAAUGGCUACGAUCGGAAUUAGUUCUCUCCGAGAACUAUUCCUUCCUUCGCUUUUAUUAUUAUGGGGUUCAGUUUUCCACUUGGAUUUUUAUCCGCAACACCAAUAUGGAAUACCGCAUAGGGUAUUUCUUUAGUCCAGGGGUGUUAGGAGGUAUAUGGGUUUUCUGAUUGACACACCCGAGGAGGGUGACCCUUAGGCGGAACACGCGCAGAAGUCAAGUUCGGCCGAGGUAACGAGGCCAGUGCGGACCUUCUGGCUUGGCGAGAUGCGUCUUCUGGAAUGCCUGCAAGAUCAGGAUGGCUGCUGACGUCACCAAACUGGGAGAAAAAGAUGGGCUUAUGCAUGCCUAAAUCAUCCUGCUGAAGAGGGAAGACGCUUUAAAUACCUAACUCCCCCCCCCUCCGUGAGCGAACAAAAAAAUUUUGUUCGCUCACGGAGGGGGGUUAAUUUUUUUUUUUAAAAAAAAUUUAUAUAUAAAUUUUUAUAAAAAAUAUUUUUUUCGAAAUUUAAAAAAAUCCUAAUUUGCAAAAAUUGGGAAGCAAAUAUUAAUUUAAUUUGCAAAAUUUAUGUUUUAAAAACGCAAUUUGUUUAAAAUUAAACAGAAUUAGCUCUAGAUUUCAUUAUACUAAUUAUCACUUAUAUAUCAAAAUUUUUUUCCAUUAAAAUUUUUUCUAUUAAAAAAAUUUUUGUUCACUCACGGAGGGUUUUUGGUCAAAAAAUGGCGAUUUUUCUAAUGGUUUUGUUCGCUCACGAGGGGGGGGGGGGGGAGUAAGUAACUAAGUAAGUAAGCAAAGUUUACCUACAAAACUUAGAACUAUUAAUAAAAGCAGCCUUAAAUGAAAAAGAAAAAAGCAUUUUACUAGAAAGCGAAUUAAAUUCUAUUACAUCUAAACUCCAAAGUCACUUAAGAGAAUACGAGAAUUCAAUCAGAAAUAUCGAAAAGUUCAAAGGAAAACCGCAAAUUGAUAACAAUGGUCCUAAAUCUUUCAGAAGCAUUGGUAAAAUAUUAUCAUACUUAAGCGAGCUGGAUAACGUUUUCUAUAACUUAUCUUUGUCAUUUAAGCAGCCUUAUAGUGGAGAAACGUGUGUGCAAGACCUCAUUUCUGUAAACGGGGGCUUAUUACAAUGCUUAAAUUCACUAUCUAAUUCUCUGAAUUUAAAAGACCAAGAAAUAUCUGAAAAAAUUAUAUCUUUUUCUAACGAUUUAUCAAAACUCAGCUUAAUUUCAGGACAAAUAUCCUCAAAUUCAGAUAUUUUCAUAAAGAAUGAUUUAUUUAAAUCAUUUUCUGAACAGAUGUCACAAAAUUUGGCUUCUUUUUGUGCGAUUCAUACUUUACUGAUAGACCAUGUCCCAGAAUGCACAACGAUGCCAGAGGUUAUCAAAUGUUUUUCAGAAGCUUUAAAAGGCUCAGAUUCUACUUUGCGUCUUAUGAUCGAUGUAUUUUCGGGGUCAAAUAGGCAGCUAUAUAGAACCUACGAAACACUAACAAAUUAUCGUAUAAAAUUAGAUAAAUCAGCUAGGGAAAUUACAAAAGAAAAAACGUUGCAUCAGAAAUGAGAAAUGCUUGAAGAAUGCUUACUUCACCCCGCGUAAGUGAACAACUAAUGGAGGGUGUUAAUUUUUUGUAAUAUAAAAAUUUAUAUUGAAUUUUUUUUAAAAUAAGUAAAAUUUAAAUUGCAAAAUUUAUGUUUUAUAACGCAAAUUAUUUUAAAUUAAAUAGAAUUAGUUAGAGAUUUCGUUAUAAUAAGUAUCACAUAUAUAUCGAAAUAUUUUUUUCAUGAUUAAAAAAAUUUUUGUUCGCUCCUGAGGUUUAAUCAAAAAUAGGGAUUUUUCCCAAUGAUUUUGUUCGCUCACGUAGAGGGGUUAGAGAAUUCAUACUCAUUACUGUCACAGCAUGAAUCUCUAAAAAAAGAAUUAAUUAGUGGUAUUAAAGGUAGUGAGCUAGCUGGCAACAUACUCAAUAAAGUAGCGCCUACGCUAGAAAAAUGUGAAGAUACUACUGAAAAUAUGCUAAACAAAGUUCAUAUAUACCUAUCUUCUAAGAGUAGUCCAGUGUUGGCUGGAGAUUGAAGGCUGAAAACUAUUUAGUUGGUUUGGCCAACUCGGAUUGUCAAGCCAACUGGAGAGCUGCAAAUGAGUCUCUCUCCAGUUAGUUUGACCAAAUUGAAAUGUCAAACCAACAGGAAAGUUUCAGCAUUCAAUCUCCAUACCGAGCCUCUCAGAGGAGAUGAGUAUAUCAUCAUUAAUUAGAGACUUAAUUGAAGAUACUAACGGACUUAAAAAACAAAGGCUUGAAUUAGAAAAAGUUCAUGAUUCAGACAUGCUGAAGCUUAGCAUGAUGCUUGAAUUAAUAUCAAAACAUGCAAAUCUCCAUGGAAAAAUGUAUAAUGCAGUACCACAUUAUGAGCCCGAAAUUAAUAUAAGCGAAGUGCAUCCUAUUGAGAUUAAAGAGAUUGACUAUGUGCAUAGUCCUGAAUUAUUAAGCCCAAGGACUCCAAGUCCAUGCAGGAGCCCUGCAUUAAGUCCAAAGCCUAAGCCAGCAAUAGGUGAUGAUUGGAAUGGAAUAUUGGACCUUGUAGAGUCUAUCACAACAACCGCAUAUCAAAAACUAACACUUCCACAGUCUAUAUCACAAGAAGAUUUUCAUCUUAAAGUUGAGCCUUAUAUAAGAGUGAGCAGAAGCAUAAGAAGAUCUCCUUCACAAACCCCUGAAGAUGAACUUAUUGACUGCUUAAAAAACCAGCUUCAAUUUAUCUGGGAUAUAUUAAAUAAUGAUGAAUGUCUCAAAGAAGUUUCCCAAGCCUUGCAAAACAUUAUUACACUGCUGGUUAAUUCUGAGGAUAAAUCAGAAAAUACUCUUAAAAAGAUCACGACUAUUUUCACAAUUCCUUCUGAUGAGAAAAAAGUGAUUAAAAGAAGGACUUUUCUAAGCGUAACAUACGCUGAACCUUCUGAAGGAGAGCAUUUUGCAACAAUUUUUAACCUGAUUGAUGAUUUAAGAAAGCAUCAAAACACACUUGAAGGUAUGGAAACGAAAAAAAUGGAGAUAUUAGAUAAGCAAGAAAUUCCGGGUGCAGAUCAAAUGAUUUGCCUUUUUGAUAGUGUCCAUUUCACCGAAAAAUUUUUGGACGAAAAUUGAUCCAAAAUUUUUGAUAGUGGGACAUUUGACCGAAAAAUACUGUUAAUUUUCGGCCAAAUAUCCGCACUAUCAAAAAUUUUCGACCAAAUGGAUUUCGAUGAAAUGCACACUGUCAAAAAUCCGCGGAAAUUUGACAUUGAGCCAGAAAUUCCAGUUAAAAAUAUUGAAGUUUUUGAUGAAAUGCUUGGGAUAAUUAAGAUGAAAUACCCAGAUUUAGUAAAAGAUGUAGAAAAUAUUAAAGAUUCUGAGCCGAUGAUAGAAAUAAGAGUAAAAAUAAGCCAGUUAAAAAAGAAUUUUGAUAAAUUUCAGCCUAAAAAUCAGGAAAGAAUUGAUCCGAGAAUAAAUGAAUGUUUGAAAGUUAGCAAAACUAUUUUUGAGCAGCUGAAAGACAAGAUUGAAGAUUUUGAGGGAAAGUUUGCAGUAGAUUUUGAGAAUAUUCAUAAUGAUUUAUAUAAAGACGAAGAUAACAAUGAUCAAAUAGUUUCAUUAUUAGAAUCCGAAAAGUGCAAUUUAAUUCUGGCUUAUAAUAUUGAAGCAAAACAAAAAGAAGGAGAAGAAGAUGAAGUGAUUGCAAAUAUGCAUACUAUUAAAAAGCCUAACUCCCCCUCUCCAUGAGUAAGCAAAACAUUGGAAAAAUCCCUAUUUUUGGGUGAAAGCCCACUCUCAGUAGCGAACAAAAAAAUAUUAAUAUAAAAAUUUUCAUGAAAAAAUAAUUAAUAAUUAUUUUUUAAUGAAAUAUUUAGCCCUGUUGAAUGUUUUUACAUUUUGGGUUAUAAAACAUAAAUUUCACAAAUAAUAUUUGCUUUAAAAUUAUUUCGAAUUAGAUUAGAUUAUUAAGUAUCCGGCCAUAAGCGCUCCCGUAGGCACUGAUCAUACGCCUGCCUCAAUUCCAAAAAUGCCUUGACGCCAUUUUGGAUUUCCUACCUGAACCACCUGUUCAGGAGGUUAGGCACCCUGAGUAGACGAGCGCCCCGAUGGUCCCGAUGAGGAAAGACCAUGUGGUAGGCAAAACCUGUCUAGCCCAUCUGGCAGGGAUAGGGAAAAUCUUCGGGGAGAAACAAAACACCCUGCUUCGGCAAGCUUCCCAUUGAGACAGUCUACUUGAGCCUAAAGGCACAUUUCGCCACCUCUCUCGCCGGUCCAAAGCUCCAUCAGGAGAUGUCGCCUCGGAGUUAUUUUUUAUUUCGAAUUAUGAUUUUUUAUAUUUCGAAAAAAAAUUUUUACUAUAUAUAAAUUUUUAUGAAAAAUUAACCCCUUCCAUGAGUGAGCAAAAUUUUUUGUUGGCUCUCGAAGGGAGUAAGCAAACCAAGCAAAAGGUGAGAUCAAGCAAAAAGCCUGCAAAUGAAGAUAAAGAUAUGAGGAUACUUCUAAAUUCUGUUGAUAAUCUUACAGAAAAUAUUUCAAAAACUAUUAAUAUCAGCUUGGAUGAGAUUCAGGAUAUCAAAUUGGAAGACCCUUUAUUAGAAUUAAUAGAAAAACUAGAAAAACUUAAUGAAAAACUCAUCUUGCAGUAUGAAACUGCUCAAGAAAAGCCAGAAAUUCCAAAACUAAACUUUAAUUCAUUAAAAGAAAACGCAAAAGAAAUUGAUGCAAAAAAUAAACAUAUUGAGAAACUUGGAGAAGAAAAUAGCAAGUUGUCUAAAAUCAUCCACACAUUAAGACUUGAACUAGAAAUUUCAAAUAAAUCACUUGCUGAAGCGCAGCAAAAUAAUUAUGAAUUAAAAUAUGACCUCAAAGAAAAAGAAGAGACAUUGAAAACCAAAGACAUCCUCGAAGAAAAAAUAAAGAAAUUAGAAGAAAACAAUAAUGACUAUGAAAUACUCCAAGCUAAAAUAGAAGGAUUUGAGCAUGGCGGAAAAGAAGGAAUUGUAAAUAAUCUCACUGAUCUAUUGCACAAGAAAGUUGAAGAAUUAAAUAAUUCAAAGCGCGCUGAAGAAGAGUUAAAUACAGAAUUAAAUAAGUCAAAAGAAAAAAUAAGGAAGCUUUUACUAAAGCAUCUACUUAUAAGAGGAAUAUUCCUUGGCCGUCUCAGAAUACUCUUAUCAUUCCUUAAAUGGAAAAAAUUCACCGAAGUACCAGCUCUUUCUUUUGAUCUCCUUUCUCCAUCUCCUCGAGAAUCUUUAAGAUUUUCAUUUUCUCCAAGACUUAGUAUGGCAAGCUAUUUUUCACCAGAAAAGUCUAUAGAUUUCAAAGAAAAUAUUCAAACAGCUAAACAAAUUCUUACUGACGAGAUCCCUAAACGAAAUUCCAAGCUGGAACUGCACCAAUAUGAAGCCAAAGAGAUUUCUAUAGACCUUCCUCUAUUAUUCGAUUUCUUUGAGGAGUUUAUGGAAGCUAAAUACCAAAAGGACGUAAAUGAUUUUGAGAAAAAAAUAAAACUAAGCACAAUCCCUGACUAUUUUUAUCAGUAUUUGAAUAAAAAAUACACAAUUAAGCAAGUUGCAGUGAAACAUAUAGCAAAUAUUAUGCAGACGCUCAACUUUUUGUACCAUGAAAAGCAUUUCUAUGGAUCUUUCAUAUGCAGAAUGCUGCAGAUAUAUCAUAAAGACCCAAUCCCUUAUCAAUUAGGCUUAUUUUUGACAAAAAUCAAGCAUGAUUUAAAUGAGUUGAUUAAUGCAGCUAAGCCAAGGCUCGAAAAUUUUGAAUAUAGAGAGUACUCUGGAGGGGAAAUAUUUUUACCUGAUUUAAUUGAUUUUAUUGUCAAGCUGUUUUCUGAUGAUAAAAAAAGCGGAAUUUUGACCCUAAAAUUGCUCAAGCCAGAAUUUUCUGAAGAAAUCGCUCUAUUUAGGUUUCUUCAUCAAUUCAAAAAUAUGAAUAUAGAGCCUAGAGCUUUAUUUAAUGAAAUAAAUGAGGAUGGGAAAGUUGAUAUGCAGCAUUUUAUUCAAGGAAUUAAGGCGAAAACCCAGUUAUGGGCAUUUGAUGAAGAAAUGCAAAAAAUGUUUAUAUCGAUCGAUAAGAAUAAAAAUGGGUUUAUAACAGAAACAGAAUUUAUUGAAAAAUUUGAUUUUUCUGUUUACCAAGCAAUGAUAAAUGACAGUAGUUUUUUAAUUACGGGCUCACAAUUUCUCACUGUUUUAAUUGAAGUGUUCCAUGCUAAACAAACAAAAGAUGCAGCAUAUCUAAGUACAGUUAUCCAGCAAAAAGGAUCCGCAUUCAAUAAAAUUCAAUUCAAAGAAAUAAUUCUUCAGCUUGACCCUAGUUUGCCUCAAGAUAAAAUUGACUUUUUAUAUAAGAAAGCUAGAGAAAUAAGCAGUUCUGACGAUAUUAGUUUUCAUGCGAUUUGUAGGGUUGUUUUAAGAUAUGGAGUAGGGAAAAUGGGCUAUGGCGUUUUUCAUAUUCCUCAGCUAGAACAAUUUGAAGUUGAUACAGGCUUAGAGACUUUUAACUGGGCAUGGGGAAGUGAAAGCUUAGCUGGGCUUCAGACUCUAAGAGCUUUAGACAAAGAAGAAAACAGCCCUAAAGCAAGAGAAACAGUGACAACGACAAUAAAGCGAACUAUUAAGAGGAAAUCAAUUAAAAUAAUUAGAACUAACUAA
Messenger RNA from Blepharisma stoltei, 7074 nucleotides. The record is from the annotation of a GenBank genome assembly. NCBI's taxonomy places the organism in Eukaryota, Ciliophora, Heterotrichea, Heterotrichida, Blepharismidae.